Molecule: messenger RNA, 1233 nt
Organism: Psilocybe cubensis
Lineage: Eukaryota; Fungi; Basidiomycota; Agaricomycetes; Agaricales; Agrocybaceae
Exons: 6
Coding region: 1-1233 (410 amino acids)
Source: RefSeq, a predicted model, not a curated record
AUGCAAGACACCUCAGCUUCACAUAUCGAAAAUCAAGCUCAAAAUGAAUACCAGCCUGAACACACACUUUCACGGAAGUCAAUAGAAAACAAGCGGAACAUUUUCUUUUGGUCUUCAACUACACAGCAUCUCAUUGGCGGGUUGAAUCAUGACGUUACGCCCAUUAACAGCAGAAUUGUGCAUUCAUGGGCUUCCCUUCUUGAUUACAAAGGAUCCCGCACGGCACGAUUUGAGAUAUAUCCAGUGACGGUAAAAAAGUUUAGUGCGGGAAUCUUUAAUACUCUGCGAACCCGUAGUGGAGCAAACAUCCCGGAAUUCUCGACAGAGAUUCUUCCUCCUGGUGAUUAUACUUUCCAGGUUUUUUCAGAAAGAGUCGUUGAUCCCAUAGAACCCGUUCGAGAUAUAGAUUCCUUUAAAACGCGCAAACUCGAUGGGGAAAAUGCAGCCGAGGGUGCAUUAAAUAAGCUCACGUCAGACCAAAUACGCACGUUCGAUGUACCCGGUAAAAUACAGGAGUUUGUAAUGGAGCGGGACCAUGGUCGAUGUGUGAUUACAGGUGCAUCACAAGUUGAUUCAGUAACUGUUGUGUGGAUAAUUCCUCCUUCGUUCGUGGAUGCGAUUCAAUACCUCAAAGAAAAUGAUGUGAUAUAUGACGAGCCUGAGCAAAUCACCAACCAGAGUAAUGCAAUCACACUUCACGAGGAUCUCAAAGAUGCAUUUUUCAACAACGACUUCAGCGUCGACGUCGACGAUGACUAUCGAGUUAUUCUGUUUCGAGAUUUUGGACCUGCAGCACAGUCACUCAAGGGAGCAAACAUUCAGGCGUAUUUCCGCCGUGGAGAUCUGAAAGAUCAAUUUUCUGGGCCCCACGAUGUAUUCCUCCGUGCUCACUUCGUACACUGCCUUUUCGUCAACUUCCUUGGCGGAGACAUUUUUUUCCGGUAUCCAUGGAAUGUUGUUGAAGAAAGAAUAGUUGACCUCGGCUUGGAUGAGGAAGGACGUCGUAUUUCUCGCAGCCACGACUUAUGGAAAGACGACUUGAGCCGAAUUCUUUAUGAGAGGCUUUAUGAAAGGCCGUUUGGGUCACAUGAAGAUAACAGUGAUACAGAUCCAGAUUCUGACCAGAUUAGCGAAACUGACGAAGAUGACCAGAGUGAUGAUAAUGAAAAGGAAUAUGAAGGAGAGGAGAGGGGCCCUAAUUCAGAGGACGUCUCUCAAAGUGACGCCGAAUAG